GGGACAAAAGGCGCCAAGAGAUAGAUGCAAGGUCUAGGUAAAGAGUUGAAAGUUGGGACAGAGAAGCAGAGGAAGCAGAGCGAGCAGAACAUACAACACAUACCUACUGACCACUACGGCAGCACAAUAUGGCAGGAAAUUCCCAGCAACCAGCCUGCCCAGACAGCUGUCAAAACCAGAGCCGUCGCCUCUGGCAGGGAGCCCGACUCGCGUCGCCCGGACUUGGCCCGCCUGCGCUGCAUCCGAAGCGAGCCCCGCCCCGCAUCCGGUGCCAGAAGUGGCUUCCCCGACAUAGUCUGCGCGAACAUGAGUUGCAGCAGGCCCUUUUCCUUUUUCGCCUAGCGCAGACGCACCAUCCGCCUCCAGACACGCGCGCAAACACAGCUAGCGGGCCGGUUCCCAUCCAGAGUGGGGGCAUAUCGCCCUCCGGUAUGCACCCAAGACUGUGUCUUGCUAUCGAGAUGGCGUUACUCUGGCACCUGGGGUAUGUGGAUGCGCAAAGCCCUGUAGCCCUUGUGGACUAGGUCGGUAGCUACGUAGGCGGGCAGCUAUCUGAUGGAUAAACGAUGCGCCCUUCUCCGCCUUUGCGUCCCACGGCGCUUCCGUGUUGGAGUCUUCCAUGUUUCCGAUAUAUUUAAGUCCCUUGGUGUGCCCGCCCUGGCUCUUUGCCCUCGACUGUCGUAAAACGACUUGCUUGUCCCAGCACAUUCCUUCUUUGUUGUCUUUGCCCUUUCCCCUCGCGGGGCCUCCAAAGCCUCUACUGUGCGAGUUCAAGUCUUGGAUCGUCAUCCAAACCAGGGUGGUCGGAUUUGUCCCCCACGCCCCAAGACCAGACAAAGGCAAGAUCAGACCCGAGCUGCAUAUGGCUGUCGUGUCGUCAUAGCAGCGCAGAGUUCAGACCGUUGCAGAGCUUUGGAAGCCCUCGAAACCAAGAGACGUCUCGCACAAAUUUGCGCCGACCGACCUUGAUUGCACUCGAACAAGAGAACGUCCGAAUUCGUCAUCGUUUUCGGGUCUGGGAACAAGCUCUCGACUAGCGCCAAAUCGCGAAUCCAGCCAUUGAGGCCCUCUAAACAGCUGCCGGCGCUAGAACACGCAAGCCCCACGCCGAGACGCCUCCAGGUAACCCCCAUGGCCACCGCAAUGGCAGAGAAGGGGGCAAGACUGCGAAAAUGGGCCGACAAGCUCGCUGUUGAGGCCGAGCCGGGGUUGACGAAUGCCCAGUUGAUGUUGACGAAUCAUGAUCUCAAACUAGUCGAGCCUGAACGGCGACAAUGGGGUCCAUGGAACUUCGUGGGCUUUUGGAUCGCUGAUUGCUUCAACAUCAACACAUGGAUGAUCUCGUCUUCCAUGGUGGUCGGCGGCCUGUCGUGGUGGCAGUCAUGGCUCUGUGUCUGGAUUGGAUACACCAUUGCCGGCGGCUUCAUCGUUCUCACCGGCCGCAUCGGCGCCACCUACCACAUCGGCUUCCCCGUCGUAUCGCGUUCCUCCUUUGGUAUCUGGGGCAGUCUGUGGCCUGUUUUCAACCGUGCCGCUAUGGCCUGCGUUUGGUACGGGGUCCAGUCAUGGAUUGGCGGACGUUGCGUUUACCUCAUGAUCCAAUCCAUCUGGACGAGCUGGGACCGUGACCUGAUCCCCAAUACUUUCUCUAAAGACUCAGGGGCUACGACGGCGGACUAUGUCUCGUUCUUCCUCUUCUGGCUCCUCUCGCUGCCUGCAAUCUGGUUUCCCGUCCACACCAUCCGCCACUUGUUCACGGUCAAGGCCUACUUCGUGCCCGUCGCCGCCAUCGCAUUCCUUAUAUGGGCCGUUGUGCGCGCUGGCGGCGUGGGCCCCAUCGUGAACACGCCCGGCCGCCUUCACGGAUCCGAGCUGGCGUGGGAGUUUGUGCUAGGCGUCAUGAGCAGCAUCGCCAACUUCGCCACGCUCAUCGUCAACGACCCGGACUUUACGCGCUUUGCCCAAAAGCCGCGCGACGCGCUCUGGUCGCAGCUCAUCUCCAUCCCCGUCGGCUUCGCCCUGACCUCCUUUAUCGGCAUCAUCGUCUCGUCGGCCUCGGCCAUCAUCUACAAGGAGCCGGUAUGGGAUCCGCUCAAGCUGCUUGAGCGCUUCAUCCAAGAGGGCGGCUCCGGCGAGCGCUUUGGUGUCUUCGUCAUCGCCUUCGCCUUCGCGCUGGCCCAGCUCGGAACCAACAUUGCCGCCAACUCGGUCUCGGCCGGCACGGACAUGACGGCGCUCCUGCCUCGGUUCCUCAACAUCCGCCGCGGGGGCUACAUCUGUGCCGCCGUCGGCUUGGCCAUGUGCCCCUACACGCUCCUGACCGACAGCAACCAAUUCACGACCUACCUGUCGAGUUACAGCGUCUUUCUGAGCUCCAUCGCUGGCGUCAUGAUCAGUGACUACUACUUUGUCCGUUGUGGCUACCUCGAGGUCAAGGAGCUGUACUCGGCGCGCAAGACGAGCCCUUACUACUUCAGCUACGGCAUCCACUGGCGGGCGUACGCCGCCUACAUCGCCGGCAUCCUCAUCAACGUGGUCGGGUUCGCCGGCCAGAUCGGGCGCGAGGUGCCCAUCGGCGCCACCUACAUCUACCGCGUCAACUUCUUCGCCGGCUUCAUCGUGUCCGCGGGCGUCUACUACCUGUGCUGCCGCUUCUCCCCCGUCCCAGCCACGAGCGACCGCUGGAUGGAGGUCGGCGAUGAGAUCGAGGACCUCCGCGUCGCCUACGACGACGGCUCAGACCGGCCCCACGACACGGCCAGCGGCAGCCAGGAGUACGACGACGUCCAGGGUGGCCCGCCGCUUAAGAAGGACGGCGACAAUGCAAAGAUGGUUUAAUUGGCCCUUGUUACAAAGUCUUCUCUAUCUUCUGGCGCUUUUUCUUCAGCCAUGUUUACCUUGUUUUUUUUUGGCCUACCGAGAAUCGGUUUCCGUGAAUUUCAUAUCACUUGGCUACCUUUUUGGCUUAUAUCGUAUCGUCUCACAAGCCUACCCGAGAGAGUGUUUUUAUCAACGAUGAAGUAGAUGUCGCACGAUACCACUAUAAACAUGCCAUGUCACUGCUUUAUUACUACGAUGCGCUCUCACUUGGGCGUUGAGCUAUCUUUGUUGUUAAAUCCAUGAUCGAUCCAGGUGCCCAUUAUUGAUAUUAUC
Molecule: messenger RNA, 3153 nt
Organism: Gaeumannomyces tritici R3-111a-1
Lineage: Eukaryota; Fungi; Ascomycota; Sordariomycetes; Magnaporthales; Magnaporthaceae
Product: uracil permease
Exons: 6
Coding region: 1132-2838 (568 amino acids)
Biological process (GO): nucleobase transport; transmembrane transport
Cellular component (GO): plasma membrane
Molecular function (GO): nucleobase transmembrane transporter activity
Source: RefSeq, a predicted model, not a curated record